Tachysurus vachellii is the source of this 1552-nucleotide messenger RNA. RefSeq names its product PSMC3 interacting protein (gene psmc3ip). The transcript has 8 exons. Bases 96 to 824 code for a protein of 242 amino acids. Gene Ontology annotation, cellular component: condensed nuclear chromosome; DNA recombinase auxiliary factor complex. Gene Ontology annotation, molecular function: double-stranded DNA binding; recombinase activator activity. Gene Ontology annotation, biological process: meiotic joint molecule formation; meiotic strand invasion involved in reciprocal meiotic recombination; homologous chromosome pairing at meiosis. The record is from RefSeq and is a predicted model, not a curated record. Lineage: Eukaryota; Metazoa; Chordata; Actinopteri; Siluriformes; Bagridae.
AGGGCGCUAACCGGAUGUGACGUUUUUGGCGCGAAACUUCAAAGGAAUAAACUCAACAAGAUUUAGGAGUGUUUUGUUGCUAUUAAGGAUUGAAAAUGAGUAAAAAAGAUUCAGGUGCUGCAGAACUCAUCCUGUCUUAUUUGAAUGAGAAAAACAGGCCGUACAGCGCUCAGGAUGUGUUCGGUAACCUGCAGAAACAACACGGACUCGGAAAAACGGCAGUGGUGAAGGCCAUGGAACAGCUGGCACAAGAUGGUCGGAUCAGAGAGAAGGUCUAUGGCAAGCAGAAGAUCUACUUUGCAGACCAGUCUCAGUUCGCCGAUGUAAGCGAUGCGGAACUGAAGCAGAUGGACCGCAGUAUUUCGGAGCUCAACAGCCAGGUGGAGGCGGUGAUGCAGAGCUGCAGGCAACUUGAUACAGAGCUGAAGGAGCUGAACAGCUCACUGACCACGGCGGAGAUGACGAUCCAGAUUAAGGAGCUGAAGUCCGAGUGCGAGGUCUACAGAACCCGACUGCACAAGAUCAAAUCAGCCACCAAUCACGUCACGCCUGAGGAGAGAGAGAAAGUGUACAAAGAGAGAAGCCUGUACGUGAAGGAGUGGAAGAAACGCAAGAGACUGGUAAACAUCUCCGGGCUGAAACACGACACGUUCAUAAAGCUCUCACACCACAGCGCUGUACGGUUCUCUGUUCUGAUCGUUCACAAGGCCACGGACAUGAUGGGAGCCAUUCUUGAGGGUUAUCCAAAAAGCAAGAAGGAAUUUCUGGAGGAGGUCGGAGUCGAAACGGAUGAGGAACAUAAAGUGAAGAUUCCUGGAGUGUGAUAGAUGGGGAUGAGGAAAUCCUGCGACGGACGGAGACGAGUGGAGGAUGCUACCGAUAUUAUUUAUGAUGUACGUGGAUGUGGGUGGAGGAAAAAAAAAAACUGCACAGGAGCGUAAAUGAAGUCAACAUCAAACGUUUAUUUUUUCCUGAUUACAAACAGCAUUUAUAUUUAUACAAAAAUAAUCUGACCGAGAAUAUUCUCUGGUUCUGAGCAGCAGCAGAGAUUUUAAAGCACAGAGUCUGUGAUGCAUUGAGCUGCGAUCGUGUGGCGAGUCCACGAUAUGGCUAAAGACAGAAAGAGUCCCUUUAUCUUCAGCACAGCGCUGAUUCAACAACAAUCUUUUACUAAGACUAGUCCUGAAUGUACAGAGAAGUCCUGCUUUCCUGAGAACUUUUCCUCGUUUGAUUUUAGUCGGAGUCGGAUACGGCUUUCCUCCGCGAUUGAGCUUAAACCUUGUACGUAAAAAAAAAAUAAAAAAAAUAAUAAUAACUGUCUUUGUACUUAAUAAAAUGAGGCUGAGUACAUUUUGAGUUACACAAAUGUCGUAUACAGUUUUUUUUUUUUUGUCUUCAAUUGAAUAAUAAAUAGCUUGAAAUGACAAUUUUGUACCUCAUCUAAAAAAAAAAAAAUAAAAAACUCCCAAGCUAAAGUCCGGCCUGUGUGUAACCUGAUUUGCCUACUAGCACUUGAUUGGCUCUUAAUCUAUGAUGUCAUAACUUUUUUUUU